AUGCGGCCGCCAAGAGGAGCUCCAGGUUCAGAGGUGCAUCGUUGGACGGGCAGGUUCGAGGCGCACUUGUGGGACAAAGGGACGUGGAACCCAACGCAGAAGAAGAAAGGAAAGCAAGUUUAUCUUGGGGCGUACAAUGAGGAAGAGGCGGCGGCCAGGGCAUACGAUCUAGCGGCGCUCAAGUACUGGGGACCUACCACCUACACCAACUUCCCGGUUAUUGACUAUGAGCAAGAGCUCAAGGUUAUGCUGAGCGUGUCGAGGGAAGAGUAUCUAGCAUCAAUAAGAAGGAAGAGCAACGGCUUCUCCCGCGGAGUUUCCAAGUACAGAGGAGUGGCGCGGCACCACCACAACGGGCGAUGGGAGGCUCGGAUCGGCAGGGUGUUCGGCAACAAGUACCUCUACCUCGGCACCUACAGCACCCAGGAGGAGGCCGCCCGCGCCUACGACAUCGCCGCCAUCGAGUACCGCGGCAUCAACGCCGUCACCAACUUCGACCUCAGCACCUACAUCCGCUGGCUCAAGCCAGGCGCCGCGGCCGCAGAUUCCACGAACGGUAUCGGCGCUCCGGCCACCUCGUCGUCCCCCACCUCGACGCUGAUAACGCCGAGGGUCGACGGUCUCCGCCUCAUCCCGCCAGCGCGGAACUCGUUGUCUCUGCUCGGCGACGUGGGCUCGAUGGCGUUCGGCGGCCCGUCGCCGUCCCCGUCCCCGUCGCCUUCGCCGAACACCACGGCGCUCAGCCUGCUGCUGCGGUCGUCCAUGUUCCAGGAGCUCGUCGCCCAGCAGCAUCAACCGGUUGCAGUCGUCAACACUGAUCGGGCGGUGGUACCGGCGCCGGAGGGCGAACUCGGGGAUGUGCUGUACGGCGGCGGCGGCGAGGACGCCGCGUUCUCGUGCUCCAUGUACGAGCUCGACGACAGCUUCGCGCGGAUCGAGGAGUCGCUGUGGGACUGCUUGUGA
This is a messenger RNA of Lolium rigidum, 963 nucleotides long. RefSeq names its product AP2-like ethylene-responsive transcription factor At1g16060. The record is from RefSeq and is a predicted model, not a curated record. NCBI's taxonomy places the organism in Eukaryota, Viridiplantae, Streptophyta, Magnoliopsida, Poales, Poaceae. The transcript has 5 exons. Gene Ontology annotation, biological process: regulation of DNA-templated transcription. Bases 1 to 963 code for a protein of 320 amino acids. Gene Ontology annotation, molecular function: DNA-binding transcription factor activity; DNA binding.